Racocetra persica is the source of this 145-nucleotide messenger RNA. NCBI's taxonomy places the organism in Eukaryota, Fungi, Glomeromycota, Glomeromycetes, Diversisporales, Gigasporaceae. The record is from the annotation of a GenBank genome assembly.
AAGAAGAUAAUAAAGACAAUAAUUGUGAAGUAUUAGAUAAUGAAACAAUUAGUAUUCAAGCUCUACAGGGUAUUCAAAAUUUACUUUAUAUUAUCAGAAGAAGAAGACCACCCAAGUAUCAUUUUAUUAGUAGUAUAGAAAAAGA